AUGAGUUCCGAUCAAUCCGACGCUGAGAGCGCUUCCGAAACCUUUGUCGACGCCGAAGAAAAUCUCGGUGAAGAGGUAGAACUAAAGAAAUCGCUUCGAAAUUCAACCGCUACCCAGUCACCUUCGGCGGGCGAUUCUACCGGAUUCCUUUCUACACACCUCUCUGAUGAUGUUCGACAGGAUCUCGCGCCCUCGAGUAACACCUCGAAUACCGUUAUCCCGGAAAUUUCGGUGACUGACAUGUCCGAAAAUAAAGAUAACGAGGAUGUGAAACCCAGAGGAAUUGUCGACGUUGAUCUCGAUUCUUCGGUUAACGGCACGAAUGGAACAAAACUAGAGAAAAACACUGGCAACUCUGAAGUCGAUCAUGAUGGCAUUAGAGCGGAGGUUGAAGAUGAACCGAUCGAUAUCACAGUAUACGUCAAGGAUCUAGACACAGGCAAAAAAAUUCCCGCGUCUGAUCUAGAAGAAGAAAUAAGAAGGUCGAAUGGAAACAUCGAUCCAUUAUCCUUUACAAUAAUGAGGAGAAACAAUGAUUUUAAUGAUGAUAUGAAAAGUCAUAGUGAUGAGGACGAAAGAUCAAAUAGAAACCCCAAAUCGCUUCUGAAACGUUUGAAGAAACGUUCGUCGCGUCAUGAGAAAAAAGAUAUGGACGAGUUUGAUGUUACAGGAAAUAACGCACCGGUGUUUUCGGAAAACUUUGGAGGAUAUGGAAAUGCACAACCACACUAUAUAAAGACGCGCACAAGACACAAAAAAGAUAGGGAUUUUGAUAAAUUGUUUCUUGCCCAAGAGUUGAACAAUCCGAUCUCGAAUGAAAAUGGUGAAGCUAACUUGGGCAACAACGCUAUUUGGAUCAUGAAAUUUAGUAAGGAUGGAAAAUUUUUGGCGACUGGAGGUCAGGAUACGAUCGUUCGAGUUUGGGCAGUGAUCUCGAGCGACGAAGAGCGGGAACAUUUUCUUGAAGGAAGUGGAACUAGUGUGUAUGAAGGAACCAGCGGAGCAAAGUUAAGAGCGCCCGUAUUCCGCGACAAACCCUUAUAUGAAUAUUGUGGUCAUACAGCCGAUGUUUUAGACCUGAGUUGGAGCAAGAACAAUUUUUUGCUCUCUUCCUCUAUGGACAAAACCGUGAGAUUGUGGCAUAUAACGAGAAAAGAAUGUCUGUGCUGUUUUCAGCAUGCCGAUUUUGUGACAGCGAUCGCCUUUCAUCCAAAGGAUGACCGUUUUUUCCUGUCCGGAUCGUUAGACUGUAAACUACGCUUAUGGAAUAUACCAGACAAACGAGUUGCCCAUUGGAAUGAAGUUCCUGACCAAAAUUUAAUAACCGCGGUUGGCUUUACCCUUGAUGGUAAAAUGGCUGUAGCAGGAUGUUUUUCCGGAUUAUGUCAAUUUUAUGAGACAGUAGGGUUAAAAGAAUUUACCGGAUUCUCCGUGCGAAAUACUCGUGGGCGAAACUCAUCGGGCAAAAAAAUUACCGGAAUCGAGGCAAUGCCAGGAACUCAUCCUGGUCUCGACAAACUGUUGAUUAGUUCUAAUGAUUCAAGGAUUCGAUUGUACAACAUGCGCGACAAAUCCUUGGAGUGGAAAUACAAAGGAAUCGAAAACACCUGUAGUCAGAUUCGAGCCACAUUUAGCGAUGAUGGCCGUUAUAUCAUAAGUGGUUCCGAAGACAGGCAUAUAUAUAUAUUUAAGACGGAUCAGUCUAGCACGAAUUCUAAUAAUGGCGCUGGCGGAAACAGCUGGCUCAAAAAGGAAAAGUGUAGUUUCGAGAGUUUUGAAGCUCAUGGAGCCACCGUAACCGUUGCUAUUUUUGCGCCCACUCGCACCAAACAAUUGAUCGGGGUUUGUGGCGAUCCAAUCUUUGCGAAUCAUGACGCGUCUGUUUCACCUGAGAAUCGAACUUAUCCCGAUGGUAACAUAAUCGUCAGUGCUGAUUGUACCGGAAGGAUAAAGAUAUUUCGUCAAGACUGUGCUUAUUAUAGCUCUCAUGAUACAGACUCGCGUUCAAUUCGAAGCACAAGGUCAUUUAAUUCGAUACUUGGAAGCAAUAUAAAUAAUCUUUUUGUGAAGAAUAAGCAGCCUCAUAACGGAGGAAGGCCGAGAAGGAAGAGUGAUGCUUCAAGUAUGUUCUCGUUCACGUCGAGCGUUUUGAGUGCAGACGUGUCAACAAAUGGGAAUGAGGAUGAUGCCGAAGAAUUUCAAUGUGAGUGUGGAUCAACCGAAUUUAAAGCUUUCAUCAACAAGGGGAAGUCUAAGCUAGUGUGUGCCAAUUGUCACAAAAUCGCAUAA
Molecule: messenger RNA, 2289 nt
Organism: Acaulospora morrowiae
Lineage: Eukaryota; Fungi; Glomeromycota; Glomeromycetes; Diversisporales; Acaulosporaceae
Source: the annotation of a GenBank genome assembly